AUGGCCGAAUCGAAGACAAUCCUCAUAUUAGGAGCCUCAUACGCCGGACUAUCAUCAGCACACUACAUUCUCAAACAUGUUCUCCCCAGUCUACCUCUAGACCAUAAAAUAGCGCUCGUCGCCCCGUCAAAUGAAGUCUUCUGUCGACCUGCCUGCCCACGAGCACUGGUUUCAGACUCUCUCCUCCCACAGGAGAAGCUAUUCGCUGAUAUUCCAUCACUUCUUGCGGGAAAAGAGCGAAUCGUUUUUGAGCAAGGCCUCGCAAUAUCCCUAAAUCAUCGCGAGCGAAAGGUCCGUGUCCAGGCCGGUACCGUCGAGAAAGAUAUAUGUUACCAUGCCCUGAUCAUUGCGACCGGCGCAUCGACUGAAUCACCCUUGCUCGGACUAAAUGAGGGCACUUCGGAAAGAUUACGCACAUCCUGGGGUUCGUUUCGUGAGGCGCUUCCGACCGCGAAGAGAAUCGUUAUCGGAGGUGGCGGACCUGCGGGGAUUGAGGUUGCCGGGGAACUGGGCGAAUACUUGAAUGGAUAUCUGGGGUGGAAGGGAGGAAAGUUGAAGGAUCCCAGAGUAUCUAUCACAGUCGUCACAGCUGGAACGCAAAUUCUGCCUGCCUUGCGAGAGAGCAUUGCGCGCAAAGCAGAGGGGUAUCUUGCGCGAUUGGGCAUUUCCAUACUCAAAGGUGUGCGAAUUGAGGCUGUGGAUCCUGUCAACUCUGGGAAUGAAGGAAAACUCUUGACUGGAAAGACGUGUGUCAGAUUUUCGAAUGGGGAGAGCAUUGAGGCCGACAUCUACAUUCCUGCCAUGGGCACAAAGCCGAAUACGAGGUUUGUGGAUGAUGAACUCCUACUUGAUGGACUGGUAGAGACUGAUCAGCACUUGCGGGUCGAGAAGGCCGGCCCGCGGGUGUAUGCGAUUGGGGAUGCGAGCUCAUAUGCGCGGCCAGCGGUGCAUGCGAUUCUCAGUGCGGUGCCGGUUCUCUGCGCAAAUAUCAAGAGAGAUUUACUUCUGGAGGCGGGGCAAAAUGCGGGCGAGGAUCGUGUGUUCCGGGAGGAUCUGCGAGAGACGCAAUUGGUGCCGAUCGGAAGGAAUAAAGGAGUUGGAGCGGCGAUGGGCUGGCAGUUGCCCAGUUUUUUGGUGUGGCUGAUCAAGGGCCGGGACUAUUGGCUUUGGACAACGGGGAAACUGUGGUCAGGCAAGCAGUGGGCCAAGGGAGCAUAG
Molecule: messenger RNA, 1218 nt
Organism: Penicillium argentinense
Lineage: Eukaryota; Fungi; Ascomycota; Eurotiomycetes; Eurotiales; Aspergillaceae
Product: NAD(P)/FAD-dependent oxidoreductase
Exons: 1
Coding region: 1-1218 (405 amino acids)
Cellular component (GO): cytoplasm
Molecular function (GO): flavin adenine dinucleotide binding; electron-transferring-flavoprotein dehydrogenase activity
Source: RefSeq, a predicted model, not a curated record